This is a messenger RNA of Lachnellula hyalina, 2247 nucleotides long. It is a transcript of the gene MAD1, whose product is annotated as Spindle assembly checkpoint component MAD1. NCBI's taxonomy places the organism in Eukaryota, Fungi, Ascomycota, Leotiomycetes, Helotiales, Lachnaceae. The transcript has 3 exons. The coding region runs from base 1 to 2247 and encodes 748 amino acids. The record is from RefSeq and is a predicted model, not a curated record. Gene Ontology annotation, biological process: mitotic spindle assembly checkpoint signaling; attachment of mitotic spindle microtubules to kinetochore. Gene Ontology annotation, cellular component: nuclear envelope; mitotic spindle; kinetochore.
AUGAGGUCGCAUACCCCGCAGCAAGCCACGGACGCGUCGAGGCGGCGCUCCUCGAUCACGGCAGGGCAUAGAACGAGCAUAGGAAGCAGUAUUCCGCGAGUGCAGUCUAGAAUUGGAUUAGGACGCCCAUCAAACUCGCAACCAUCGUACGAUUUCAUCACUGGCGAGACAAUUGCUCGCCCCCCAUCGCGAGACGCCGGCUUUCGACAGUCUAUACGCAAACCCUCCGUCGAAGUCCUUCGGGACCAGUCAGGUUUCGAUGCUGAUCAAGAGCGGGAAAAGCACCGUCGCGAGCUGGACGAGCUGAAAGCCGAAGUCAAGACUCUGAAAUACACCAUCGAUAAUCACAAACAAGAGGAAGAGCUUGCGAAACUCCGACAUGAAAGCGAACUUCGAGACACAAGGCGGAAGGCUGAAGAUGAUUUCAAGAAGAUGCAAGCGGCGGAAUCUGAGAAAUCGAAAGCCCAGCGACAGUAUGACGCAUUGUCAAAGCAACUGACGGAGGUUACGGACACAGCUAGCAACGAGAAGGCUGCUUUGGAGCGAAGACUACGUGAGAUCGACGAGAACAAGCGAAUACUGGAGGAAGCGGUCGAAGAUAUCAAAUCGGAGAGGGAAGAAAGUGUCCGUGGGGUCGAGAGAAGAGCUGCCGAACUAGAAACUCGCAAUGCGGCUCUACAACAUUCAGUGGAAGAAUUACAGGAAGAUUCAGACAAACGGGAGGCCUUAUUACAAGAAGCCCAGCAACAGCUGUCGGACAAGGAGAAGGCAUAUGGAGAUUUGGAGUCGGAAGUUUUGAGGCUCAAGGCGCAAACCGGCGACGCAGAAACUCUGGGCAUAAUUAAAAGAGAAUUGAGCGAGCAAGUUGCACAUAUUAGGAAGCUUGAAGCUGCGAAUAGGGAACAAGCGGCGGAGUUGAAACAUUUCAAAAGACUUCACAAGAGCGUGGAAGUCGUUGAGGAAGAGAAGAGAUCAUUACAGAGAAAGCUAGAGUCUCUCGAAGCCCUAGAAAAUGAUCUUGGUGAGGCGCGAAUCCAACGUCAGAGAUUAGAAGACGAGCGUCUUGCCUGGACCGCGUAUCUUCAAAGCCAGGCAGGAGAGGAUGGCCAACUCGAGUUCGAUUCUCCAGAAGCCUUAGCUAGAGCUCUUGUUGAAGAGAGGAUGCAGACUGCUUCUUUAGUUGAGAGACUUGGCGCUCUAGAAGCCGAAUCUUCAGAGAGAGAUCUAUCUGUUCAGGGUCUGGAAGCCGAGAAGAUUAAGCUCUCGGCGGAGAUUGAGAAGCUUAAGACUGCGGGUGCUGUAGCCGGCAGCAAUAAAGUCCAGCUUAGACUCGAGAGACAACGAGCUCUGGCUAUCAAAGAGGCUGAGUUCCUUCGGGCUCAACUCAAAACUUACGACACAGAAGACACCACCUUCCAACCUGAAAGCGUGGACGAAGCCAAGCUCAAACGCAUAUCAGAACUUGAGGACAUGGUCGAGCAAUACCGACAAGAAGUCCAAACCCUCCACGGCGAGCUCGCCUCUCAAGACAAGCCAGCUCAAGCAGAAACCGCAGGAACUAAGCGUCCCCGCGACGACUCCGAAGACAACGAGCGCGUCGGCCAACUAUCCCGCAAGAACCGUAAGCUGCAAGAAGACCUCACCACCCUGCAAACCAACAUCAAAGUCCUCAAAAAAGAACUCUCAGUAAGCCAAGAACGCCUCAUAGCCGCAUCCCAACAAAGCAAAACCCGCAUCCUCUCCCUCCGCUCCAAUCCAACAGCAGAAGUAGAAGCCAUCAAAAUGGCCACACUCAACGGCCUCCGCCAAGAAAACGCCGACUUACUCGCCCAGCUCCAGGGCUCGAAAUCCGUAACCACAGUGCCAGCUCCCAACUCGAAGCAUCACGGCGCGACGUCCAAGACGCAGAGAACCGGCUCGAUCUGGGGUGAGAAGUCCCUCGAGUUCCGCAACCUCGUCAUCUCGCUGCUGGGCUGGGAUGUGGUGUUUAUGCGAGACGGGAAAACAAAAGUCACGAGCCAUUUCUACAAGAGUACAGGCGAUGAGGAGAACAGCAUCUUAUUUGACGGCGAGCGGGGGACUAUGAAGAUUAGCGGGGGUCCGCAUAGCGCGUUUGCGGUCAAGAUCGAGAACCAGAUUAGGUUUUGGGUCAAGGAGAGGGGCAGUAUUCCUUGUUUCCUCGCGGCGCUUACGUUGGAGUUUUAUGAGGAGAGGUUCAAGGAUGGGACAUUGAGUAUUGACGUCUAG